Miscanthus lutarioriparius is the source of this 942-nucleotide messenger RNA. The record is from the annotation of a GenBank genome assembly. NCBI's taxonomy places the organism in Eukaryota, Viridiplantae, Streptophyta, Magnoliopsida, Poales, Poaceae.
AUGGCCAACGAGCAGAGCGGGAGCCUCCUGCGAAGGUGGAGGCCAUUCUACAGCGCUUUCGGCGCCAUCGACGACGCGAUCGAGGAGGCAGGCGGCUACCCGCGCGCCGCGUUCCGGGACGUGAGGGUCCGGAUCCUCCAGCUGCUCCGCGGCGCCACUGACGACGGCGUGGCCGAGCAGCUCUGCGGCGCGCUGGACGAGGCCAUGGCGGAAGCGCUAGAGACUCUGCGGGUGGCGCCCGUCCCGCACAGCGCGCUGGCGUCCACUGACCUCGAAAGGACCGUCGGCGCCCUCGAGAAGCACGGCUCGGCCCGGAUCCGCAGGCUCGCGGGCGACGUCGUGCGCGGGUGGAGGGCGGCCAACGUCACCACAACUACAGCAGUCAAGGAAGAGCUCGACAAGCUCUCUGCUGAUGAUCGGAUCCCAGGCCAGAGCAUCUCCGCAGUGAUAGCUGAUGGCAAUGCGCGUCGACACAAGAAGUUGCACAUACAGCCUGCGAAGAUGCUUCCCGCCGCCGAGGUACACAAGAAGAAGCUACAGAUACCGCCGGCGAAGAUGCUUCCUACCGUCCCCGUCGCCGAGGCAUACAAGAAGAAGGCGUAUGUUCCCCCGGCGAAGAUGCUGCCGACCACAGCUACUGUCUCGAUACCGAACACGAGCGAGACCAAUAAGCCAGCCGUCGACGAGAGCAAGAAGAUGGAGGCUAGAAAACGCAAGUUGCGUGAGGGUUAUCAAGGGGCCGAGAAGAUCAAGCGUCAACACACCAUUCAGAAGAUCAACGACAAGGAGGCAGCAAAGAUGUUUGAGCAAAAGCAACGGAAGAUGCAUCCCGUCGUACGAGGGAGAGGCCCAGCAUCAUGUAGGACCUCCUCAGGCGUCAGGCGUCAGGCGUUCGUUGCUUCCCUCUCUUCAGAUGAUUUAGGGUCUGGUCUAGUUCUUUGA